This is a messenger RNA of Phymastichus coffea, 2898 nucleotides long. RefSeq names its product peroxidasin-like. NCBI's taxonomy places the organism in Eukaryota, Metazoa, Arthropoda, Insecta, Hymenoptera, Eulophidae. Gene Ontology annotation, biological process: response to oxidative stress. The record is from RefSeq and is a predicted model, not a curated record. The transcript has 11 exons. The coding region runs from base 484 to 2571 and encodes 695 amino acids. Gene Ontology annotation, molecular function: heme binding; peroxidase activity.
CAUCGCCUCGCUGUUACUUCACGCGAGCUCGCGAGAGAGAACUUCCUUUCCCAUUGUCUCGUACCUUUUUUUCUUCUUCGUCGCCGUCCUCGUCGUCCUCGGCGUCCUCGGCGUCCUCGGCGUCCUCGUCGUCGCCGUCGUCGCCGUCGUACCUCGCGAUCGGUAGUCCCUUUCUCUUUGCCUCCGCUCCGACGUGAGUUCGACGCGCAUGCUUUUGUUUCCGCUCGCUUGCGUUCUCGUUCGUCCCGCGACGAUCAUUAUGUAAAAGAGGUUCGCUUUUUAUGUAGAGCGACUGGUGCAAUCGAGAAGGUUGGGUGCGAUCGAUCGCGCGCUCGCACGCAAACAUUUAUUGAAAAGGAGGACUCUUGAUCUUGUAGUUUCGCGAGUGCGACGUUAUGCUCUUAUGGACUCUGUCGGCGUCCAAGUGGAAAUUCGAAGGGGUUCGGGCUUAAUUUUCGAACUAACUUUUUCUUCGACGUCAAAAUGCUGAAGACACUGGGAAUUUUCAUCGGGCUGUCAGCAUUGGCUAGCUCGACAGUUUUGCCACUGCGAAUGUUGCACGACCUCAAACGCCGAACGAAUUCGUCGAUGGAACGUUACCACAAGCAGGAGCUUGCGAUAAUGAAGUCGGGAGUACGAUUGAACAGAAACUCACCUGCAUGGUUUUUGGCUGCUUCGCACGAAAUGACGCCGACUGCUGCCAAUUUGACCGAGAAAGCUUUGAGGCGCGAAACUAUGGCGGUCAUGCUUGUUGAGGCGUUAAACAUGUCGCCUAAGGAGGCUACUUCGCUUUUACCGGCUGUCGGUACGAGUUUGGUCAGCAUAUGCACCGGCGAUUACCUGCGGAUAAUAAACGAGUGCAAAAAGGUCGAAUCUCGCUACCGAACCAUCAGCGGCCGUUGCAAUAAUCCACUGUAUCCGGCCCGCGGUGCCGCGCUGGAAGCUUACCAGCGCCUGAUGCCAGCCGAGUACGCCGACGGCGUCUCUCUGCCCGUUUCCACUUUGCCAAGUGCCAGAGCCGUGAGCGUGGCUAUGCACUCUCGCGGCCCAGAUCUCAGGCAUCCUUACUUGAUGGCGCUGACGGCGCUGUUCGGCGAGUUCGUGGCGCACGAUCUCGCGCACACGCCGCGCAUGCGACUGCCGAACGGCGAGCGCCUGCGCUGCUGCGCCGUGAGCUACGAAAACUUUCAUCCCGAGUGCUUCCCUAUUGCCGCGGAGAAAGAGGCUGGCGGGUGCAUGGAGUACGCAAGAUCGGCGCCCCACCCCGGCAAUGCUCACCAGGGCUGCAAGCUGGGCGCGCGUCAGCAGAUCAACCAGGCCACGUCCUACCUGGACUUGUCGACGCUGUACGGCAGCUCGGACGAGCGAGCGCGGGUGCUGCGCUCGGGCAAGGGCGGCUCGAUGAACACGCAGGGCAAAAACCUGCCGAUGCCGGACUUGGACUCGCGCAACUGUCGGUUGCAGAGCAAGGCGUUCCCGUGCUUCCUCAGCGGUGACGAGAGGGUCAACGAGCACCCGGGACUCGCGCUGAUGCACCUGUUGUUCCUCAGGGAACACAACCGCAUCGCCGACAACCUGCAGCACCUGAACCCGCACUGGGACGACGACCGCCUCUACCAGGAGGCCCGCAAAAUCAACAUUGCCGAGAUGCAGCACGUGACUUACAACGAGUUCCUGCCCGUUGUGCUCGGCGAAACUGCCCUCGAUGACUACGAUCUGCGCCUGACUCAACGCGGCUACUUUUUGGCUUACGACUCGCGCGUCGACGCGACGAUGGACAACGCCGCGGCGUCGGCGGGCCUGUUCUUCGUAGCCGCACUGAUGCCCAAAACCGUAGACCUCGUCGACACUAAGUCCGACGAGAAGAGCGGCGAGAGGUCGCUGCUCUCGGCUUUUUACGCGCCGCAAGAGCUUUACGAGGCCGGGGCUAUCGACAGGCUCAUCGCCGGCGCAACUGCCGGCCACUCGAGAAAACCGCUGCCAGCGAGUCUGAACGAGAUACUGGUAGAGCGUUACUUCCACGACGGUAAAACGAGCGACGCGCCUGUCGACUACGCUGCCCAAACGAUUCAGCAAGGUCGUGAUCAUGGCUUGCCGAGUUAUGUCAAUUGGAGAUCGAUAUGUGACUUACCUCAAGUGCAGUCUUUCGAUGACCUCGAGGCUACUAUUCCGAGGGAGGUGAUCGAGAAAUUGAGAGGAAUAUACAGCAAAGUGGACGAGAUCGAUCUUGUCACCGGUGCUCUUUCGGAAGUGCCAGUUGCUGGAUCAGUUUUAGGACCAACUUUCAUCUGCCUGAUAGGCAGAACCUUCAGAAAUGCUCGUGUUGGCGACAGGUACUGGUAUGAAAAUGGAAAGUCGCCAGGUCCUUUCACGCCGGAACAGCUGAAAGAAAUUCGCAAGACGACCAUGGCGAGGAUACUUUGUGACAACGGCGACAGAUUGAAACAAGUUCAGCCACGUGCCUUCCUCCUCAAAGACAGGUUCCUAAAUAACAUGGAGAACUGCUCGCUCUACAAGAUCCACGACGUGAAUUUCUUGUUCUGGAAGGAGGAGCCUCAGCUCAUUUCCUAACCGAUACGUCGAGGUUUGCCAUUGACUGUUAAUUAUAUAUAUGUAUCUUCUUUUUUUUCCUGAAUUCGUACUUCCUGUUUCGGUAGAUCGCGGUCUCUUUACCACUGAGACUCUUCACACACAACGUCCGAUGGAUAAUGUGUUUUAUCAUACGAUAGUUCGAAUGCCAUUUGUAUUUUUUGUAUUUCAUUACGCGAGGUUUACAAUUAUGCUCUGACGAUGAUUUUUUUUUAUAUAGUUUGUACCGUAAAAUACAAAAUCCUAAGAAUAGCUUACAAUUUGAAAAAUAAUUGUAGAUAAUCCAGUGUAACAUAUCAGCUGAUUUUA